Entamoeba nuttalli P19 is the source of this 1578-nucleotide messenger RNA. Its product is annotated as transporter, major facilitator family protein. Gene Ontology annotation, molecular function: transmembrane transporter activity. NCBI's taxonomy places the organism in Eukaryota, Evosea, Mastigamoebida, Endamoebidae. The record is from RefSeq and is a predicted model, not a curated record. The transcript has a single exon. The coding region runs from base 1 to 1578 and encodes 525 amino acids. Gene Ontology annotation, biological process: transmembrane transport.
AUGAAUAAAUGCUUAAAGUUUUUAUUAUUUCCUUUUAGUAACUUACCACGACAUUUGUUAGUUGCAUUUUUAUAUAAUACUUCUUGCUAUUUUUACUGGAUUGUAGUUCCAUUAUUAUUUAAUGAGCAAGGAGCCUCAGCAAUUCAAUUAGCAUUGCUCCAAACUGUAUGCUUUUUGAUUUAUGCAUCAUUAGCACCUUUCGGUGGUAAAUUAGCAGAUAAAUUAAAUCCAUUUAUUGUCCUUAGACUAUCAAUGGUGUUCUUAACUAUUGGUGAAGUAAUAGUUGCUAUAUGGCCAACUAGUAAAAUUGGAUUUUAUUUCUCAGCUGCCUUUUGGGCAUUUUCUGCUUUAACUUUUUGGCCAGCUGCUGUAGGUACAAUAGGUAAAGAAGCUGGUAUAGGACAUGAGGCAAGGGAUUCUGGUUUAUUUGCUGUAUCAUGGUCAUUUGGUAAAGCUAUUGGAUAUGCAGCUGGAGGUUUUUUAAAAUCAGCACUUGGUGCGAGUACAUCAUUAUAUAUUGCUAUUGGAAUUAAUGUUGUUAUUAUGAUUGUUUAUCCAUACAGACAUGUUAAAUGGUUAAGAGAAAAAAUUAAAAAGGAGAAAGAAGAAAAGAAAAUGUUAAAGAAUGCUGUUGAAAUGAAUAAAGAAAAAGAGGCAAAUGAUGUCAAGGUAAAUGUAAGUCCAUCAUUACAACAAGAAAUUGAAGAAUCACAAAUGAAAAAAGAACAAAUAAAUCAAGAAGAAAAAGAUGAUGUAGUAAUUCCUAAUGAAGUUGUUAAUGAGGCAAAUAUUAAAAUAAAAGUAAAAUGGAAUGAUAAACAAUUAAAAAAUAAAACAUAUAUUUAUUUAGGAUAUAUUAUGCAAUUAGGAUUAUUUGGAGCAUCAUGUGUUAUUACUAAUCAAUAUAUUAAAAUUGCUGAUGAAAAAUCAAUAGGAAUUCCUAUGAAAGGAAGUCCUGAAGAUAACUUUGUUUCAUUCAAUUUUUUCAUUAUGUACUUUGCACAAACAAUUAUGUUUGGUAUUAUGAGUUUUACUGAUAAAUGGACUUAUCAUAGAUCAUUAUGUUUACUUGCUCAAGCUAUUUUCUUAGUAUUUUCAUUAUUAUUAGUUGUUGUAUUUAAUCCGUAUAUUAUUUUUGCUAUGUCUUUUAUUGCUGGAUUAGCUGCUGGAUUUAGUUAUCAAACAUCAACUUAUUAUUCUCUCAGAGCAAGUGAAAAAUCAAAGAGUUUAUUUGUAGGAGUAAGCGAAAGUGUUGCAUCUAUGUCUAAUGCAAUUUUACCUUUAAUUGCAGGGCUUUUAUCUAAUGCAUUUGGGGUAUUUGCACCAAUGUAUUUUAUUGUUGUUGUUAUGUUAAUAACAUUAACUACAACAGCCAUUAUUUAUCAUAUUGGUUAUUUUAUUAACAAUAAAAGACAAGCUAAACGUGCUGACCCAACUUCUCUUAGUGAAAAUAAUGAAGAACCAUCUCCUAUUGAAACAACUAAACUUGAACAAGUUCAAGUGACUGAACCUAAUUCAGAACAACCACAACAAGAAAUUUCAGAAAAGUUACAAGAAAAUACUAAUGAAUUAUUAUAA